AUGGCGGGCAAGUCCAAAGCCCCUCCUCAGCCGGCCUGUGUCGAAGACUUCGACGAAGACUCCCACGACGCCGUACCCGAUAGUCGGCAGGUAGCCAAUACGGCUGCCAAACUACACUCGAGGUUGGAUCUGAGAUCCCCAGCGGAGCCGCUGAUCGACGGCGCCAGUGACUCAGGGUAUUCUAGUCGCACCGCAGCCACCGCCAACAGCACCCAAUCUGGCCCGUCGGGCGGAAAGAGCCCCCCGGUUCUUCAUAAGCUGGACAUGCCCAAGCGAGACCGAGUCGACAUCGCCAAGGGACCCUCCAGCCGCAAAGAACGCAGAGACAAGGAACGUGCCCGACCAACGCGCGACGAGAAGAUGCAGAUGGGUGCCUACGCGGGCUCUGCCCACCAUCAUGCUCCCGUGCCGCGGUCGCCAUCCAAGUCUCGUAGACGAGACUCCGUCCGUUAUAAUGCAGACUACGGCUACGGCUACGAUGCGAAAGCUUACCACUACUCCUCCACCCCCGUCGAGACUCGAGCAAUGGAGUUCCCUCCCUACUUUGCUCGUCCGCCCGUGCCCGACUACCCACCGUCUUCACCUCAGAGUGCUCGCUUUCCGCCCGCCGCCUACGAAGAAUAUCAUGCUAGUCGUCCCUCCGGCCGGCCCGGUCGCUCGAAUUCCUACCGUGGAAUGUACCACCAGGAACGGCCCGUGAGCUUCCAUGGCGGGAUGCACCCUUCAAUGGGUCCGCCCCACAUGUACCAAGCACCGCCGGUGUAUCCUUACGACCAUGGUCCUCCACCAGCACAGUCGGCAUAUGUCAGCCAACCCUAUUCAUCCUCGCCAUACGGGGGCUCGUACUAUGCUGGGUCUGACUUCCCCGCUCCUGCAGAGUACGUGCCAGAACGAUCUCAGUCUCGGCCUCGGGAAGCAUCUCGACCCCGUCGUUCGUCAGUCUACGCGUACCCACUCCCGGAUGACAUGUUUCCAUGGGAUGAUGGUGACUACGUGGAACAACAACAUGCUAGCCGAGAGCCCCAGCCACGAGAAGCUCUCCCACGAGAGUCUCGCGGCCGACGCUCGAGCAAGCCGGUUGUUACCCAAGCGCGUGAUGAGGACUACUACAAGAUGCCUCCACCUCCACCUCCAGCGCCGAAACAAAGAGCUGCACCACAAAUUCACCAGCCCAAGCGACCGCAACCACACAAGGCCCAGACGACCCAGGCCAUCCCCUCGCAGCGUCGGUCGUCUAGAGCCACGGAUAGAUCCAUCGACUUAUCGGAUAUGGCAGCCGCACUGCCAGAGGUCGCCCACCGUCGCCUGUCCAGGGAAGCCAGACUGCCCGAGCGCAGCCACAGCCUCCGUGACAGCAAACGAUCAAUGUCUUACCAUGACAAUGCUCGGGGUGCUCAGAUUGCCGUGGAAAACUCCAACUCUCGCCGACGACGGCCGCAGCAGUACUACUAUGAGGACGCUGGUAGCAUCGGUGACCUGGAAGAUCGCGAGCGGGAAAUCGAGCGAUACCAGGCCCUGAAAGCCGGACGUCCCGCUAGUGCGAUGCCCUUGUCGACGGAAGCUCUCAUUCCCAAGCUUGGAAACGGUACCGGUAGUGACCACGGCAGCCAGAAGAGCCGAUCGAACAGCAGUCGCGGCAGCGGGUCGAAGUAUGACGGGGAAAGCAAGAACAUUAACCUUGAAGUGAAUGGAAUGACUAUUGGGUUCACCGAACAAGGCAUUGCUGGCAAGUCCAUCAACAUUCGGACGGGCGACUCCGGCGGCGUUCACCUGAACAUCGCCGGCGGUCGCAAGCCUCAGCAAUACCUGACCGGUGGCUCCCUCUACUCCAGUCAUACGGGUGGCAGUGGCCAACGGGAGAUUGAAGAUGUGCGACGCCCACGCGAGCGCGACGAGCUGCGGUCAGAGCGUUCCAGCCGAGAAAGCCGUCGGACUAGCCAGUCCACGUACGGCCGGAACCGUCGGUACCAGGCAGUGUAA
Molecule: messenger RNA, 1980 nt
Organism: Penicillium cinerascens
Lineage: Eukaryota; Fungi; Ascomycota; Eurotiomycetes; Eurotiales; Aspergillaceae
Exons: 1
Coding region: 1-1980 (659 amino acids)
Source: RefSeq, a predicted model, not a curated record